GAGGAGUUGUGGUGUUGGUCUGCAGCUCAGAUCAGAUUUUCACACAAAAGCCUGAAGCUGCUGAGAGAGAGACGACCAACCGCCUGUCUGUCUGUCUGUCUGUCUGGACUGAGAGAAGAAAAGUCUGAGGAGGAGAAGAACUCAUGAGAACUGAAGUUGAAGCCUCCUCUGAGCUGCAGCUGAGUCUGCACAUUCUGGCCUGUCGGGUCUGGAUCCAGUCCUGGUUCCUGGUCUGAUGUGGGAUCAGUGUGAACAGCAGCAGAGCCGUUGAGCGGCAGCAGCAGCUGAUCUGGAUUUUAUCGAUCAAUGAUCACAUGAACUGGACUCAGCUGGACCCGGAGAUGAAGAGGACAGAGAGAGAUGCAUGAUGGGAGGGAGAGAGAGGAGGGGGGGGGGGGGUGAAGGCGCCGACUGGACGGGUUCUGACCCGCUCGUGAACUCUCUAUAAACAGGAAGUGACUUAUUUCACGCACAAACCUUCAAAAUAAGAGUUUUGUUUCUUGUCUGUGACGCUCAGAAACAUGAAGAGGAAGUGACACACGUACCUGUGCAGGUGUCGGGAUGCAGCUGAACCGACCUCGCAGCGCCCUGCUCGGGUUCAGCCCCCCUCCUCCUCCUUCUCCCUCCUUCUCCAGUCAGUUCAACACCAUGAGGUUCUCCUAUCACCUGAGUACCACCUCAACACUUCACAGCAGAGCCACCUGCAGGACAGGUGCCCCCUCCUCCCCCAGCUGUCUGACUAAGAGCCUCUCUCUGGAGCCGCCCUGCUCACCGUGCAGCCACCAGGGGGCACUGGAGGCCGACGCUCCCCAACAGUCGAGCUCCGACCCGGGGCCCAGCUCCUCCCCCUCAGGCCCCGCCUCCCUAACAGAGCUCCGCAGCUCUGCUAAUGGGCUGCUGCUCGUUAACGACACAGGGCCAACGGUAACACCACCGAGCAAGAGCCGGCCGCCACUGCCCGGGCCGAAGCCUCAGGUUCCCCCAAAGCCCCCCCACCUCCAGCAGCAGGCGGGGGUGUCAAGGCCACGCCCCCGGGUUCCAGAGAAGCCCCUCCCCCCUCCGCCACCCUGCAGGCCCCUCCCGGCAGACCCGCGGGGGGGUCGGACUCCACCCACCCGUGCCGAUGGCACUGCCUCCCCGACCUGCGUCCUGUCGCUCAUCGAGAAGUUCGAGCGCGAGCAGAUCAUCGUGGUUCCUGACAUCACCGGGGGCGCUCUGUGUUCCCGCCUCCUUGACUCGGCCUCCUCCCGGCCUUCAUCACCACCAUCAUCCCCUCCUCCGCCCUCUGAGCAGCCGCCCUCUGAGCUCAAAGGUCAUGAUGACAUCACACCAGGGGGUGAGGGAGAGGAGGGAGACGACGACCAUGACGACCAUGGUGACCAUGACGACCACGAUGAUGAUGACGAUGAUGAUGAAGAUGAAGAGCUGGCGGCGGCGUGUCGUGACGACCUCCAUGAGAAGCGUCUCUCCAUGGAAUCGGGUUACAGCGCCUCAGAGAAACACCUGGAGGACGACGUGGUUGCUGUGGAGAUGAGAGAGCAACAGCAGCAGCUGCCGCCACCCCUCGACCAAUCAGAACUCCCCUCUGAGCGGCUGUCCCUCCCCUCCUCGCAGACGGACGGUAAGCUGGCCAAUCGAGACAGCGGCAUCGACAGCAUCAGCUCGCCGUCGCACAGUGAGGAGCUCUGCUUCGCUGGCGUGGAUGACGGGGGCGUGGCUUACCCCUGCAGCCCCGCCCUCCUCCCUCGCCUUUCCAGCUCGUCGUCGUACGGGGGGGAGGGGGAGGAGGGGGGUGGAGCCAGGAGGAGGAGGAGGGAGUUCUCUGAGGAGGGGGACAGUGAUCUCGACGAGGAGGAGGCUGAGCUAACGCUGGUGCUGCCGCCACCGAAGACAGACAGACAGGACUCUGCUGAGCUGUCUGUCCAGCAGAGAGUCUACAACAUCGCCAACGAGUUGCUGCACACAGAGACCGCCUACGUCUCCAAGCUCCACCUCCUGGACCAGGUGUUUUGUGCCCGGCUCCUGGAGGAGGCCCGGACUCGAUCCUCCUUCCCCUGUGACGUGGUCCAAGGAGUCUUCUCCAACAUCUGCUCCAUCUACUGCUUCCACCAACAGUUCCUGCUGCCGGCGCUGCAGAAACGCAUGGACGAGUGGGACUCGAACCCACGGAUUGGGGACAUCCUACAGAAGCUGGCUCCAUUCCUGAAGAUGUACGGGGAGUAUGUGAAGAACUUCGACAGAGCCAUGGAGCUGGUGAACACCUGGAUGGAGAGAUCAGCUCAGUUCAAGACCAUUAUCCAGGAGAUCCAGAGGGAGGAGCGCUGUAGGAACCUGACCCUGCAGCACCACAUGUUGGAGCCGGUUCAGAGGAUUCCUCGCUACGAGCUGCUGCUCAAAGAUUAUCUGCACCGCCUGCCUGAGGACGCGCCGGACUACAGGGAUGCCCAGAAGUCUCUGGAGCUGAUCGCCACGGCAGCAGAACACUCCAACGCUGCCAUCAGGAAGAUGGAGCGGAUGAGGAAGUUGUUGAAGGUGUACGAGUUGUUGGGAGGAGAAGAAGACAUUGUUAACCCGACAAAUGAACUGAUUAAAGAAGGACACAUCCUGAAACUGUCCAACAAGAACGGGACCACGCAGGACCGAUACCUCAUACUGUUUAACGACAGGUUAUUGUACUGCGUCCCAAAAUUGCGUCUGAUUGGUCAGAAAUAUGGUGUCCGAGCUCGCAUAGAUGUGGACGGAAUGGAGCUGAAGGAGACCAGUAGUGCUGCAGUUUCUAGAACCUUCCUGGUUUCUGGUAAACAGAGAUCAUUGGAGCUGCAAGCCAGGACUGAAGAGGAGAAGAAGGACUGGAUUCAGGCCAUCCAGGCGACCAUCCAGAAACACGAGCAGACCGUGGAGACUUUCAGACACCUGAACUGUUCCCUACGAGACGAUGAGUCCACGCCACCGCACUCCCCGAGCUGUGUUGAACUCGGUAAAAGAGCUCCGACCCCGAUCAGAGAGAAGGAAGUGACUCUGUGUAUGAAGUGUCAGGAGCCGUUCAACUCUAUCACCAAGAGACGGCACCACUGCAAGGCCUGCGGACACGUGGUUUGCGGGAAGUGUUCAGAGUUUCGUGCUCGUCUUUCAUAUGACAACAACCGAACCAACCGUGUUUGUGUCGACUGCUACGCGAUGCUGGUGGGAGUGUCGCCUACACCCACCGUGCUGACCAGCAGCACCCACAGGAGGCGCUCCAUCCUUGAGAAACAGGCCUCCCUGGCAGCAGAGAACAGUGUGAUUUGUAGUUUUCUGCACCACAUGGAGAAAGGAGGCGGGCGGGGCUGGCAGAAGGCGUGGUUCGUCAUCCCUGAAAACGAGCCGUUGGUUCUCUACAUCUACGGAGCUCCACAGGACGUGAAGGCGCAGCGCAGCGUGCCUCUGAUUGGCUUCGACGUCUCCCUUCCUGAGUCAUGUGACCGCCUGGAGCGACGCCACGCCUUCAAGAUUUCCCAGAGUCACCUGACCCUGUACUUCAGCGCGGAGGGGGAGGAGCUACAGCGGCGAUGGAUGGACAUCCUGUUGAGGGCUGGCAGGGGGGAGGAGCAUCAGAUCAACCAGCCAAUAGUGGAGAGUCUGGAGGAGGAAGGGGAGGAGUUAGCAGCUGGAGUGGAGGUGGACAACACGUGAUUCUAUCUGAUGAGGACAGGAGGCGAUGAUUAAGGCGGGGUCAAUAAAUGAAUAUCAAUCUUUAUUGGACAUUCACACACACACACACACACACACACACACUGACACACACACACACACACUGACACACACACUCACUCUAUGUAUUUAAAGUUGCGUGCUUCGUCUGCAUGAUUCCUCCCCUCCGUCAUCACAACAUGGCGUCUCUCGCUCACCUUUUGUCUCACCUGAGGUGGGCGGAGCUGUAAAUUCUCACAGGAACAG
Molecule: messenger RNA, 3936 nt
Organism: Larimichthys crocea (large yellow croaker)
Lineage: Eukaryota; Metazoa; Chordata; Actinopteri; Sciaenidae
Gene: fgd1
Product: FYVE, RhoGEF and PH domain containing 1
Exons: 18
Coding region: 562-3672 (1036 amino acids)
Biological process (GO): filopodium assembly; cytoskeleton organization
Cellular component (GO): cytoplasm
Molecular function (GO): metal ion binding; guanyl-nucleotide exchange factor activity
Source: RefSeq, a predicted model, not a curated record